Molecule: messenger RNA, 2188 nt
Organism: Dermacentor andersoni
Lineage: Eukaryota; Metazoa; Arthropoda; Arachnida; Ixodida; Ixodidae
Product: cytochrome P450 3A2-like
Molecular function (GO): heme binding; iron ion binding; oxidoreductase activity, acting on paired donors, with incorporation or reduction of molecular oxygen
Source: RefSeq, a predicted model, not a curated record
CAGUAGAUAACAUUUAUUCGGAGCGGUAAUCAUGCGGUCCAUAAGCGGUCCCCAAUAAGCUUUCGUUUGGAAGUCUGACAGCGGUCGUAGGUUCUGUUAACAUUUUUGGACCUCCACCUGACAGCAUUUUAAACCAUCAAGUGUUGUAACGAUGGUGCUCUUCUUCAGCGUAGCUGAUUGGAUUGUCCUUGCUGCGACGAUCUGCGCAACUGUCUAUUUGUGGUGAUCUUCUCAAAGAGGUAGUUGGUGGUGGCACAAUUGAAGUGUAUCUGCGAUGUGGCCUAAUGGUUAGAGCAUCGUUCUGCUGUGGAUCAAACCUCAAUCGUGAUCCCAUCAUCGUGCACCUAAUUCAAUUUUCUUUUUUCUACCUCGCAAGGCACAGCAACCACUGGAAAAAACAAAAUGUGCCAUAUGAAACACUGUCACUUAUCCUUCGUCCCUUGUACCGCACUCUCAUAAAGCCUGUAUACUUACCCGAUCAAGAGAGGUACCAAAAGUAUGGGCGACUGUCUGGGUUCUUUGAAGCUGCAAAGCCAAGCUUGAUAGUUGCAGAGCCAGAACUGGUGAAGCAGGUGCUCGUGAAGGACUUUAACUUGUUGCCAAACAGAAUGGAAAUUGACUUUGGGGAUUCUGUAGUCAACAACAUGAUGGUCAUGGCACAUGUGGAACGCUGGAGAAAGAUAAGGCCGGCAUGUACCCCAGCAUUCACGACCGGUAAGCUUCGAAAGAUGCAUCAUUUAAUCGCGGGGUGCGUAACGGUUACCUGCAACCACCUGGAAGCUGCUGCGGAAAAUAGCAACGAUGCUGACAUGAAGCAAGUCUAUGGCCACUAUGCCUUGGACGUUAUAGCUCGUUGUGCAUUUGGCACUAUAGUGGAUUCUCACACUGACACGGCCAGCCAGUUUGUCAUCGCAUCCCAGAAGGCUUUGGGGAUGGGUUUUUCGCCCCUGCAGAUAUUGUCAAUGUUGUUCCCUGGUCUUCUGAAAUCCCUCAGAAUUAAGGAAAAGACUGCUGCACCGUUCAUGUAUUUCAAGAGACUGUUUCUGCAAAUCAUGGAUGAAAGGAAACAGAAGAACAAGCGUGCUGAAGACUUUCUGCAGCUCAUGAUAGAAGCUAAGGAAGGCCGCUUCACUGCAACAAAUGAAAAUUCAACUGAUGUUGAAAGCCAGCUGUUCAACGUGGGAUCAGAAGUACAUGGAGAAGUAAAGAAACUAAAUGCACUCACAGAAGACGAGGCACUGGCACAGUGUGUGGUUUUUUUCCUUGCUGGGCAAGACACAACUUCUUCAACACUGGCUGCAGCCGCUUACUAUCUCGCACUGAACCCUGAUGUGCAAGAGAAGCUCAGAACAGAAGCAGACGAGUGCUUUGCAACACAUGGCCCAGAACCAAGCCUCGACACCAUUUCUAAGCUGAACUACUUGCACUGUGUUGUGUCAGAGACGUUGCGGAUGCUCCCACCUGUGCCAAGGACUCAGCGAUGUGCCUUUGAUGACUAUGUCUUAGCUGGCACUGGGAUCAAGCUUCCCAAAGGUUCUGCUGCCGUCAUUCCCAUCUAUGCCAUGCACCAUGACCCAGAAUACUUCCCUGAACCUGAACUCUUCAAUCCAGACAGGUUCAGUGAAGAAAAUGUAGGAUCAAUCCAGCCAUACACCUACCUUCCUUUCGGUGCUGGACCAAGAAACUGCAUUGGGAUGCGCCUUGCAUUGCUCUCAAUCAAGUUGUGCCUCCUUCGCUCGGUGUACAGAGUCCAGUUCGUGCGCACAGAAGACACGAAGGUUCCUUUGCUGAUCAAAGAAGGACGUGGCACACUGAAAGUUGAGGGAACUGUUGUUGGUUUACAAAGAAGGCCCAGCUCAUGAUUACGUACAAGCUUUUGCAAAGCCACCUAGUGCUAGAAAGACAGCUUUGCAACUGAUGGCGGUAAAACCCUGGGAUUGUGGCUUGUAUGCCAUUCGAGUUUGUUAUAGCUCUGGCGAAGAAUGCAAAGAAGAUAUCCCACAGAAAGCUGUACAGUGACGUAAGGCAAGAUUGGUUCGAAUUUCAAGUUACAUGUUUUCAUUUCGACUCCUUCCAUUACUCAAGGAAUUUGCAGUGCCAUUUCCACAACUUUUCUUUCGUGCACAUACAGAACAGAGCCCAGGCCUCCACUAUUAAAGAACUACUAUUAAAUGAGUUCACAAGCACA